This is a messenger RNA of Ictalurus punctatus (channel catfish), 1555 nucleotides long. It is a transcript of the gene hoxc9a, whose product is annotated as homeobox C9a. Gene Ontology annotation, molecular function: DNA-binding transcription factor activity, RNA polymerase II-specific; RNA polymerase II cis-regulatory region sequence-specific DNA binding. The record is from RefSeq and is a predicted model, not a curated record. NCBI's taxonomy places the organism in Eukaryota, Metazoa, Chordata, Actinopteri, Siluriformes, Ictaluridae. Gene Ontology annotation, biological process: embryonic skeletal system morphogenesis; anterior/posterior pattern specification; DNA-templated transcription. Bases 251 to 1030 code for a protein of 259 amino acids. The transcript has 2 exons. Gene Ontology annotation, cellular component: nucleus.
ACAUCUGAAUUAAGCAGCCCACUGCAAUCCUGAAGUGAAUUGGGAUUGUAAGACAACCCGCGCAUUGAUCUGCUGUGCACUUUUUUCCAGGGGGUAAAUGUAAUCACGUGUUUCAUAGUCGUCCAAUCGCAGCCGGGGAAGCUUUCAGAAAUAAUUACCUGGCUUGAUUGUUCUAUGGGCAGAUAAAAAAAAAGUACACAUGCACUCCAUAUAAUAAUCGGAUGCAUGUAAAAGAGAGGGAAACAGCGCCAUGUCGACUACGGGUCCCAUAAGUAAUUAUUAUGUGGAUUCCUUGAUCAACCACGAGAGCGAGGAUGUUCUGGCGUCUCGUUUUCCGACUACUGCUCCGAUAUCCUCCGGCUCACGCCCGACGCCUCUCGUGCCGGAGUGCGUGGAUUAUCCGUCGUGCAGCUUUGCCCCGAAACCACCAGUUUUCACUACCUCUUGGGCCCCUGGUCAUUCACAGUCGUCGGUGGUUUACCACCCGUACACUCACCAACCUCACUUAGGAACGGACUCGAGGUAUGUCCGCUCGUGGCUAGAGCCUAUUCCUGGUGCUGUGUCCUUUCCAGGCUAUGCAGCUAACAGCAGGCACUAUGGGCUAAAGCCUGACGCCUUUCAGGAUCCCCGAACUACAGACUGUUUAGCUUCGAACGGACGAACCUAUUCGGAUUAUGUCUACUGUUCAGCGGUUGACAUCAGGGACAAGCAGCAGAAUGCAUCUUCCCCCGAGUCUGAGAUCGUUUCUUCCGGAAAGCACAAAGACGAGAAGGCUGAACUGGACCCAAAUAAUCCCGUGGCCAACUGGAUCCACGCACGUUCCACAAGAAAGAAGCGAUGCCCUUAUACAAAAUAUCAAACACUUGAACUCGAAAAGGAAUUUUUAUUCAAUAUGUAUCUAACAAGAGACCGGCGAUACGAGGUAGCCAGAGUGCUGAACCUGACGGAACGACAGGUCAAAAUCUGGUUUCAGAACCGACGAAUGAAGAUGAAGAAGAUGAACAAGGAAAAGAGCGACAGCAAAGAAUAAAUCGCCCAAAACUUUUACUGAAUACAGACUGAAGGAAAGUUUAGAAAUGUCUCUUAAGUCUUAACAAUUAUCACCUUCCUUGCAACAGGAACAGAAAACACCAAGACGUUGUUAAUGUUCUUGAUUUUUUUGUGACUGCAAUUUUACCAACCUUUGUUUGUAUUAACACUACAAUUAAUUGCACAACUCAACCUAUUUGGAUUUAGAUUACGUUUCAUUCUUUACGAAUUGCCCCCGGCGUAGAAGCAAGACAAUACUUGAACUCCUCAACUUCUAAACUUCGUAAUUUAUCAUUUUUACCUGAAUGUUUCUCCGAUGUGUGUUUUGAUUAUUUGUUAAAGGUGUAGAACUUCGAUAUUUUGUAACGAGUAACAUAGUUUAAAACACUUGCGUCAAUGUGAUCUUGCUGCUUUAAAUGUAAUUGUUUGUUCUUUUUCAUUCUUCAUUUUUCAUAAAUUGUGAAAAAAAAGAUCAGUAUGUAUUGUAGAUGCUUAAAUAUACUCUACUGCCAUCUUUUUAGCGUAA